Molecule: messenger RNA, 1549 nt
Organism: Mytilus trossulus (common blue mussel)
Lineage: Eukaryota; Metazoa; Mollusca; Bivalvia; Mytilida; Mytilidae
Exons: 4
Coding region: 137-1549 (470 amino acids)
Source: RefSeq, a predicted model, not a curated record
CCAUGGUUAUCUAUAUUGACAAUUUUACGAAAAGUUCUAUCAUCAUCUAUCCGUCUACUAAUUAACAAUUGUUGAAGUAUUUAUGGACUACCCGACAAUCAGAUAGAGACAGAAACAUCAUCUUAAGAAAUAAAAAAUGGCAAUGGAAACUUACUUGGUUAUUUUCUGCAGUCUGUUAAAAUCAGUUAUCUGUCAAGAUUCAAGCUCUAUUAUGACAUCUAUGUCCGAAAGUAUGUCCAUGAUGUCGGACAGCAUCAUGCCAAUGUCCUCGUCAGCAAUGUCAUGGUCUUAUAUGAUCUCUGGUACUCUCCUAUCUGAAGAAUGUGAAUGUCCUAUGUCUGAAAUGUUUUCAACGUCAAUGACACAAUACCAAUCUGCAUCAUUUGAUACGACAAUAUUAGUUCAAUCAUCAGAUUCAUAUGACUUGAUGUCAGUGUCAGAUUCAUAUUCUAUGAUGUCAAUGUCAGAUUCAUAUUCUAUGAUGUCAAUAUCAGAUCAGUCACCAUCAUAUUCAAUGACAUCGGUCCUCUUAGAACAAUCUAUGGUAUCUUCGUCUGAUUGGAUGUCACAUCAAUGUCAGUGCAGUUCAGAAACAAUAAGUAUGAUGUCUAUGUCAUCUUUGUAUACGGACUCUUCUUUUCUAAUUGAACCGUCUUCAACAAUGUAUAUGGAACCUUCAUCAAUGGUGUCAAUUGAACCAUCGAUGGAACUUUCGUCAAUGAUUUCAAUGGAAGAAUCGUCCAUGAUGUCAAUGGAACAAUCUUCAAUGAUGUUUAUGGAACCGUCGUCUAUGUCAAUAGAACCGUCUAUGAUGUCAAUCGAACCGUCGUCUAUGUUGUCAAUGGAACCAUCUAUGAUGUCAAUGGAACCGUCAUCUAUAAUGUCAAUGGAAUCAUCUAUGAUGUCAGUAGAACCGUCGUCUAUGUCAAUGGAACAAUCUAUGAUGUCAAUGGAACCAUCAAUGAUGUCAAUAGAGUCGUCGUCUAUGAUGUCAAUGGAACCAUCUAUGUCAAUGGAAUCAUCCAUGAUGUCAAUGGAAUCGUCUAUGAUGUCAAUGGAACAGUCGUCUAUGAUGUCAAUGGAACCGUCUAUGAUGUCAAUGGAACCAUCUAUGUCAAAAGAAUCAUCUAUGAUGUCAAUGGAACCGUCUAUGAUGUCAAUGGAACAGUCGUCUAUGAUGUCAAUGGAACCGUCUAUGUCAAUAGAACCAUCUAUGUCAAUGGAACCAUCUUUGAUGUCAGUGGAAUCAUCUAUGAUGUCAAUGCAAUCAUCUAUGAUGUCAAUGGAGCCAUCUAUGUCAAUGGAGCCAUCUAUGUCAAUAGAGCAAUCUAUGUCAAUAGAGCCAUCUAUGUCAAUAGAGCCAUCUAUGUCAAUGGAGCCAUCUAUGUCGAUGGAGCCAUCUAUGUCAAUGGAGCCAUCUAUGUCAAUAGAGCCAUCUAUGUCAAUGGAGCCAUCUAUGUCAAUGGAGCCGUCUAUGAUGUCAAUGCAAUCAUAUAUGACGACAAUGGAACCAUCUAUGAUGUCAAUGGCGCCAUCUCUCCGUCUAUGA